AUGAAAGUAUAUUGCAACAUUUUUGGAUUCUGCUUUUUUAUAUCCUUAUGGAUUCCUUCUAUACGGGGCAUAGAUAACCCACAAGAAGAUUUUAUGGACAGAUUUGAUAUCCUAAACAACCAUGUAAACAUAAAAUGGACGAACUCUGGAUCACUAGGAAAAGGGGAUUUCAAAUUUGAUAUUUAUGAUGAAGAUAAUAUAAAUUCUAAGUUUAAUACUUUAGAAAGUGCACAACUUUGUUCAAAUCAUGAAAAUGAUGGGAUAUAUAGAGGUAGUUGCCCAGAUUACGGAAAAACAUUUUCGAUGAACUUGGAUAAAGAUGAAUAUAAUGAAGAUUUCUUAAAUGAAAUUAGUUUGGGCUUAUUAAAUAAGAAGUUGUUGAUUGAUUUGGAAAUCCCAGUUAAUAUGAGUGGGCUAGCUAUGUACCAAGGUUUGUUUGCAAAUUGUCCUUAUGACAAAAAUCAUGCUAAUGAUAUAAAAAAUGAAAAAGAGUAUGAUAUGUGUUUUGAUAAAUUCUAUAGAAAUAAACAGAAUAUAUCUACAAGAAUUAAAAAACAGCUGUUAAUAAGUAAAUAUACAUAUUUUGGAUCACAUGGGUUAGGGGGUAGAUUAGGUUCUAAUACCGAAUAUCCUUUACACAUUUAUAAUCCAAUUGAAAAUUAUAAAACAAAACAAAUGAGAUAUCCUAAAUUAGUCGAAACUUUGGAAGACUGUUCGAUAUAUUCUCAUUGUAUCGGGCCAUGUUUUGAUAGAGAUUUUGAUAACAAAUGCUUUCGCGAUUUACCUGUAGCUUUUAAUCACAAAACAAAGGAAUGUAUAAUAAUAGGAACUCAUGAAGAAAAAAAAACAAAAAAUUGCAACUCAGACCAUUCUAGAAAUAAUGGUAGAUGUUUUUCAUCUAUAAAAAAAGAAAAGGGAAAAGAUUGGACAUAUGUAUCUUCUUUUUUGCGUCCAGAUUAUGAAACAAAGUGCCCACCAAGAUACCCACUAAAUAAUAGUGAAUUUGGUUACUUUAAUUAUAAUACCGGAAAAUGUGAAUCACCUACAAAGUUAUACGAUAAUACCGUAAUUAGCUUUAAUCAAUGUAUUGAGAAAUUGUUUAGCUUUAAUUAUGCGAAUGAAAAUCCAGAUCAAAAAAGGAGUAAUUAUUUAUGGGGAGUUUGGGUUUUAGAAAAUAAACAAAAUAAACUAAAUUCAAUGAAUGAUUUGGGUGUGUGUGUAUUAUUAAAAGAAAGGCCAACAUGUGUUUUAAAAAAACAAAAUUAUUACUCCUUUACUAAUUUAACAGCAAACUAUUUUGAUAAUAAUCAAAAUAUUGAGUAUCCAGAUAUCGAAAAUGUCAAAAUAGGGAAAAAUCGAAAUUCUGAAUUGAGUGGAAAUCUAACAUAUAAUGAUAAAAAGUUUAAAAAUUCCAAUAUAAAUAAAGGAAUGGUAAUAAGUAUGAAUGAUAUUAGUGAAAUAAAAGAAAAUAGUAAACUCCAAACUAAUAAACGCAACGAAGGAAAAAAGACAAAAUAUGGAUUAUAUAAUUAUCCGAUUACCCCAAUAUCAUAUCUUCAAAUAAAUCAUAAAAGGGAAUUAACAAAAAAAUAUAUGUAUUUUGAAAAUUCUUUAACCCCUUCUCAUAAUACGGGUGCUUCAAUCCGUUAUGAAGGGAAUAAUAGACUUGGCAUUGACGCAAAUAACAACAGGAGGAAUACAUAUGGAACUCAGGAUAUAAAUUUAAAAAGAAAUAAUAAUUAUAAACAACCAAAAAAUAAACUUAAUCCUCAAGCCGAAUAUAUGGAUAGGUUUGAUAUUGAAAAAAAUCAUAUAUAUAUUGAUUGGAAACAAGAUGGUAAAUAUGGAAGCGAUAAAUUAAAAUAUAAUAUAAUAUCACAUGAAACCGCUAAUACUGUUCAAUCAUUAUUAAUUACCGACAAAAAUGACAUAUGCCCUAACCAUUAUUCUCCUGGAAGAGCACAAGGAAGUUGUCCUAAUUAUGGUAAAUCGAUUAUUGUUAAAGCACUUGAAGGUACUAAUGGAGAUGAAUAUUUUAAUUUAAAUUUUUUAAAUGAAAUACGUACUGGGUACCUUAACAGAUAUAUGAAAUAUGAUGUUGAACUUCCAUAUGAGAAAAGUGGAUUAGCUAUGCAUCAUGGUGAUUUAAAUGAAUGCCCCAAAUCUUUGGAUGAAGAAAAUUUGUAUAAAAUAAAAAGUGAUUAUAAUUAUGGUAUGUGCAAAAGUACUGUACUUAAAUCGAAUGUACCAUUUAAAACGUAUAAUUAUAGAACUAAAAAACUGUUAUAUUUUGGUCUUUAUGGUUUAGGGGGGCGAUUGGGAUCUAAUAUGUCAAAAAUAAAAAAUAUAUUUAAAUCACGCCCAAAUAACAUAACAUUACCAAUGUUUAAUCCAUCAUUAAUAAAAAAUUUACUUGAUUGCUCAUUAUAUAGUUAUUGUUUAGGUCCGUGCCUGGAAAAUGCAUAUAAUAAUAAAUGUUUCCGUAAUUUGCCAGCAUAUUUUAAUCAUGAAACAAAAGAAUGUGUAAUAUUAGGAACACACGAACAAGAAAGAGUUAAUGAUUGUAGAAAGAGGAAAGAGGAUAUAAAUAAACCUAAUUGCCAAGAUGUUAGAAAAACUCCAUUAUCAAAAGAUUGGACAUAUGUCACUUCAUUUAUUAGACCAGACUAUGAAGAGAAAUGCCCACCAAGAUAUCCUCUCAAAUUUAAAAGUUUUGGAAAAUAUGAUGAAGCAACAGGAAAAUGCAAAAGUCUUAUAAAUAAAGAGUAUAUCAUUGAUAUUCCUUGGUUUGCUUCUUGCUUAGAAUAUAUGUUCAUAAUGUCUCCUGAUGUUUCACAGAGAAGCGAAAAAAAAAGAUAUUGGGGUGUGUGGAUUGCAGACAAAUCUGUUAAUUCGAGUAAUUUGGAUGAAGCUAAAGGAAAAUGUUAUUAUAUAACUGAAAAACCUAAUUGUGUUAUUGAUAAAGUAAAUCAUUUCUCAUUUACUUCCCUCACAACAAAUGAUAUUGAUUUUGAUCAAAAUAUUAAUCUCGAAAAACUUGAUGAAUUAGUUAUAAAUAAUGACCAAUCAUCUUCACAUAAUAGAGCAAAAUAUAAUAAGCCUAUUGGAAAUUAUGAAUAUACUAUUGUAAGAAAACAUAAGAGUUCUCCUGAACAUUCUAGUAGUGUAAACACUAACAGUUAUACACAAAAUAGGAUGGAAGAAAAAUUUGCAAAGGAAAUAGAUUCUACAAGAAGUACCGAUAGAUCGAGAAUGGAUGAGGUGAUAAGGGUACGUGAAGAAGCUGAAAAGAACGCUAAGAUAAUAAGGAAAUUUGAAGAAUUAAGAAUUGCUGAUAUGAUAAAGAAACGUAAAGAGGCUGGAGAGAAUGCUGAGGAAGUUAAGAAAGCAGAAGAAGAAAGAAAAAGAAUUGAAGCUGCAAAGAAAGUAGAAGAGGAAAGAAAAAAAGCUGAAGCUGCAAAGAAAGCAGAAGAAGAAAGAAAAAGAAUUGAAGAAGCUAAGAAAGUAGAAGAGAAAAGAAAAAAAGAUGAAGCUGCAAAGAAAGCAGAAGAGAAAAGAAAAAAAGAUGAAGCUGCAAAGAAAGCAGAAGAGAAAAGAAAAAAAGAUGAAGCUGCAAAGAAAGCAGAAGAGAAAAGAAAAAAAGAUGAAGCUGCAAAGAAAGCAGAAGAAGAAAGAAAAAGAAUUGAAGAAGCUAAGAAAGUAGAAGAGAAAAGAAAAAAAGAUGAAGCUGCAAAGAAAGCAGAAGAGAAAAGAAAAAAAGAUGAAGCUGCAAAGAAAGCAGAAGAGAAAAGAAAAAAAGAUGAAGCUGCAAAAAAAGUAGAAGAAGAAAGAAAAAGAAUUGAAGAAGCUAAGAAAGUAGAAGAGAAAAGAAAAAAAGAUGAAGCUGCAAAGAAAGCAGAAGAGAAAAGAAAAAAAGAUGAAGCUGCAAAGAAAGCAGAAGAGAAAAGAAAAAAAGAUGAAGCUGCAAAGAAAGCAGAAGAGAAAAGAAAAAAAGCUGAAGCUGCAAAGAAAGCAGAAGAGAAAAGAAAAAAAGAUGAAGCUGCAAAGAAAGCAGAAGAGAAAAGAAAAAAAGAUGAAGCUGCAAAAAAAGUAGAAGAAGAAAGAAAAAAAGCUGAAGAAGCUAAGAAAGCAGAAGAAGAAAGAAAAAGAAUUGAAGAAGCUAAGAAAGUAGAAGAGAAAAGAAAAAAAGAUGAAGCUGCAAAAAAAGUAGAAGAAGAAAGAAAAAAAGCUGAAGCUGCAAAGAAAGCAGAAGAAGAAAGAAAAAGAAUUGAAGAAGCUAAGAAAGCAGAAGAAGAAAGAAAAAGAAUUGAAGAAGCUAAGAAAGUAGAAGAGAAAAGAAAAAAAGAUGAAGCUGCAAAGAAAGCAGAAGAAGAAAGAAAAAGAAUUGAAGCUGCAAAGAAAGUAGAAGAAGAAAGAAAAAGAAUUGAAGAAGCUAAGAAAGCAGAAGAAGAAAGAAAAAGAAUUGAAGAAGCUAAGAAAGCAGAAGAAGAAAGAAAAAGAAUUGAAGAAGCUAAGAAAGUAGAAGAGAAAAGAAAAAAAGAUGAAGCUGCAAAGAAAGCAGAAGAAGAAAGAAAAAGAAUUGAAGCUGCAAAGAAAGUAGAAGAAGAAAGAAAAAGAAUUGAAGAAGCUAAGAAAGCAGAAGAAGAAAGAAAAAGAAUUGAAGAAGCUAAGAAAGUAGAAGAGAAAAGAAAAAAAGAUGAAGAAGCUAAGAAAGCAGAAGAAGAAAGAAAAAGAAUUGAAACUGCAAAGAAAGUAGAAGAAGAAAGAAAAAAAGCUGAAGCUGCAAAGAAAGCAGAAGAAGAAAGAAAAAGAAUUGAAGCUGCAAAGAAAGUAGAAGAAGAAAGAAAAAGAAUUGAAGCUGCAAAGAAAGCAGAAGAAGAAAGAAAAAGAAUUGAAGAAGCUAAGAAAGCAGAAGAAGAAAGAAAAAGAAUUGAAACUGCAAAGAAAGUAGAAGAAGAAAGAAAAAAAGCUGAAGCUGCAAAGAAAGCAGAAGAAGAAAGAAAAAGAAUUGAAGCUGCAAAGAAAGUAGAAGAAGAAAGAAAAAGAAUUGAAGCUGCAAAGAAAGCAGAAGAAGAAAGAAAAAGAAUUGAAGAAGCUAAGAAAGCAGAAGAGGAAAUAAAAAAAGACAGCAAUCUUGCUGAAAAAAAAAUUUCGAGUAGUAAUUAUGAAACGCGCCAUAUUGAUGAUAAUAGUUUUAAAAAAUUAGAUGAAGCAGAGUAUAAAUCAAGAAAUAUUGAUAGUACACGGAAUAAAAUCAUAAGCAUGUCAAAGGAAAAUAUGUGUAUUAACGACAUUUCAUCAAAAUAUUGUGACUAUAUGAAAGACAAAAUAUCAUCUGGAAGUUGUUCGAAUGAUGAAAGGAAACAAUUAUGCUGCUCAAUAUCAGAUUAUUGCUUAAACUAUUUUGAUUAUAAUUCAAAUAAAUAUUAUGAUUGUACAAAGAGGGAAUUUUCAGAUCCUUUAUAUAAAUGCUUUAGUAAAGAGGAAUAUUCAAAAACGGUUUAUUUUGCUGGGGCGGGAAUAAUAAUGUCCAUCCUGAUUGCCAUAUGUUUAAAACUUAUAGGAGGAAGAUGGUUUAAGGAAGUUGCUUUUGAUGAAAUUGUUGAAGAUUAUGAUAAAGUCUAUACGUUAGCUAUGAUAUCUAACGAACAAAUAUAG
Messenger RNA from Plasmodium berghei ANKA, 5658 nucleotides. Its product is annotated as membrane associated erythrocyte binding-like protein. The coding region runs from base 1 to 5658 and encodes 1885 amino acids. The record is from RefSeq and is a predicted model, not a curated record. The transcript has 5 exons. NCBI's taxonomy places the organism in Eukaryota, Apicomplexa, Aconoidasida, Haemosporida, Plasmodiidae.